AUGUCGUCCCCACCACCGCCGGGCUACGUCCCCUCCUCAGCCAGCCACAAGCGCCGAAUCUCUUACACGCCGCAAUCGCAAAAGAAGCCGAAGACGCACUCGGCUCUACCGUCGCCACAGGCGCCGCAGCCAUCCCGCAAGAACUCGAUCUCUAUUCCACAGCAUCCACUCCGGCAGACGUCGUUUCCGCCUGAGCGCGUAGUGGACCGGGGCGCGGAGAAGGCCGAGAGUGUUAUCCACGGUACUGCAGGAGGAAAGGACGACGAAGACGAGGACGAGGGACGGGAUGAUUACGGUACCGAGACCGUCCUAGCAGAUGGAGGCACGGGAGGCUUCGUCGAGGACGACGAAGAGAAGAAGAAGAUGGCAAUCCUGCUCGAGGCAUUCGACGCGAGCCAGAACGCACGGUACGAAUCGUUCCGACGCGCGAACCUGAACAAGGCGGCGGUGAAGAAGCUGGCAAAUAGUGUGCUCACGCAGAGUGUUACGGCGAAUGUGGGGACUGUGAUUUGCGGUUUCUCAAAGGUCUUUACCGGAGAGAUUAUUGAGUUGGCGUUGCAGAUUCAAAAGACUUGGGGGGAUGAGGGCCCAUUGCUGCCGGAUCAUCUGAGAGAGGCAUGGAGGAGGUAUAAGGUUGAGCGACAGGGGGCGGUUGGGUUUCGUGGGGCGGUGGGCGGUGGACAGCCGGCUGCUACCGGCGGCGGUGUUGGGGUCGGUGAUUCGGUCGGUGGUGGGGUGGGCAGGCUGUUCAGAUAGAGACGAGACCUGCAUAUGGACUGUAUUUUAUAGGGAGCACGGAGUUCUCUUCUUAUUUGCUUUGGAUUGGAUAUGGGGAUUUGAUGGGAAUGAAAGUUUUAUUUGGCCUGGGCUACUGUCACUCGGAAUCAAUGUCAUGACACCGGUGCU
This is a messenger RNA of Tricharina praecox, 906 nucleotides long. Its product is annotated as hTAFII28-like protein conserved region-domain-containing protein. Gene Ontology annotation, biological process: transcription initiation at RNA polymerase II promoter; RNA polymerase II preinitiation complex assembly. The record is from RefSeq and is a predicted model, not a curated record. Gene Ontology annotation, molecular function: protein heterodimerization activity; transcription coactivator activity. The coding region runs from base 1 to 756 and encodes 251 amino acids. Gene Ontology annotation, cellular component: transcription factor TFIID complex; nucleus. Lineage: Eukaryota; Fungi; Ascomycota; Pezizomycetes; Pezizales; Pyronemataceae. The transcript has 2 exons.